Microbotryum saponariae is the source of this 1761-nucleotide messenger RNA. Lineage: Eukaryota; Fungi; Basidiomycota; Microbotryomycetes; Microbotryales; Microbotryaceae. The record is from the annotation of a GenBank genome assembly.
AUGCCACCCCGACCACGAAGGGCACCUUUCUUGUUCCCCACUCUACCGAGCACAUGGUAUAUCGGUUGAGUUUCCCGUUCUUUUCUCUUCGCUCCGCUCUGUCCCCCACAUCAGUCGUAACUCACAAUGCAAAGUCUCCCUUCCCCUGCCUUCCUCCACUCCCCUCUGCUCCCCCACAGGCCACAUGUCCCGAGCGCUUAAAGAGAUGCAGCUCAUGAUUCAGAAACAAAAAGUCGACCUCGUCAUCGAAGCCCGCGACGCCCGGAUGCCCCUGACCUCGAUCAACCCCGCUUUCGAACACUUGCUCAAUAUCCCAGGAGCGAGCGCGUUCGCGAAACGGUUGAUUAUUUAUAACAAAGCGGAUUUGGCACAGCCCGAGUUUCACGAGGUGAGACUGGGUCCCCAGUUUGGGCUGAGUGGUGUUGUAGGCUCACACCGGUCGAGUUCGCGAAAUGCACCCUAAAAUUUUUCUUCUAGCCUAUCAUCAAAGCCCUAUUAAAGCAAACAGGCCACACCGUACUCUUCACCGACUCCAGAUCGGACGCUUCGAUCAAACAUCUCAUGCGAGCAGCGAUCAGUACGUUCGCGUGCAUUGUAGCUCCCUCGGCGACGCUGCUGAGACUGACUUUCAGACUUUCGGUCCUUUCUCAGAACUCGCCGAUCGCCCCUUGGAGGGGCCCGAGGAUCGCAUCUCGAUGCUCAUCGCUGGGAUGCCCAAUACGGGCAAAUCAUCCAUUCUCAAUGCACUUCGACGCGUAGGGGUAGGUAAAGGUGAGGCUGCGCUACCGAAGAUUAGUGCCGUCGCUCCCUCCUCACUGACUCGAAUCGUCCUUCUCUCCAAUUCCUCAGGCAAAGCCGCCUCCGUAUCCUCCGCCCCAGGACACACCCGUCGUCUCUCAACCUUCAUCAAAAUAUCCCUCAAUCCACCCGUAUAUAUCCACGACACACCCGGGAUCAUGGUCCCUUUCUUCGGGAAAGGAACGAAAGGGGACGAGAUGGCGCUCAAGUUAGCUUUGACGGGGGGUAUUAAAGAGAGUUUGUUUGAGAGUGAGACGAUCGGGGAUUAUCUGGUCUGGAGGUUGAAAGCUAGGUGUGAGGAGGAAGUGGGGGGUUAUACCAAAGGUUCGUUAUGAUCGGGAUCGAGGGCGUUCUCAGGCGGGAGGGGUUUCAUCCUCUCAGGCGCCGCUUCUCAUUCUCACUUUCCAUUGUUUUCGGAUAGACGACCUCAUGAAAGCCCUGCACCUCCCCCUUACCACCACCCUCGACUCCAGCACCGACUUCCUUAUCGCCCUAGCCGAUCGACUCAAAGCCGUUCGAAAAGGUGGGGAGCCCGAUCUUGAAUUCGCGGGCAGGUGGCUGUUGUUGGCGUUUAGGGAGGGCAAGUUGGGCAGAUGGACUUUGGAUGGGUUGGGCAGGGGUGGGGAAGCCGUCGACUUGGUCAAAGAAGCGGAAAUCGCGGCAGCUGCGGAAGCUACUGGAGGUUCGGGAUUGACACCGGCGGUGAAGGGUGAGGAGGGGGACAUCCCCAAAGCGGAAGAACCGAUCCAAGCGAUGAUCGAUCGCGUGAUUGCCCAACACCUCGCCAGUAUCAAAGCGAUGGACCUCUCGGGACAUCAAGAGAAGAAACAACUGAAGGCCGAUCAAGCCAAAUUGCGGUUGGUCAAAAGGGAGGCGUUGCAGAUCGUUCAACCCAAGGCUAGUGUCGGGCCGAGAGGGGCUGGGAUCCAGAGUUCGCGGAGGAGGAAGUACCGCAGGCAUUAG